Xenopus tropicalis (tropical clawed frog) is the source of this 1094-nucleotide messenger RNA. Its product is annotated as serine/threonine-protein kinase mig-15-like. Bases 321 to 1094 code for a protein of 257 amino acids. The transcript has 14 exons. The record is from RefSeq and is a predicted model, not a curated record. Gene Ontology annotation, molecular function: transferase activity; protein kinase activity; kinase activity. NCBI's taxonomy places the organism in Eukaryota, Metazoa, Chordata, Amphibia, Anura, Pipidae.
UGGAGGCGAGCGCCGACACCCGCCCCUGCCACUACCAGGCGUCACCUGAAGAGACUGGCACCAACACCAGCCAGGACGAGGGCUCAGUAACGGAACUGAGCCAAGAGGAUAAGAAACACCUUAAGGAGGAAUCUGGCACUACCACCUGCCGGCCCAAGAUCUCCCAGAGAAAGCGAGUGGAACCUCCGACCAACGAGGGGAAUAACACCAUCUCACUCGCUGAGAAAUACCCAGAGCCCGGGAGAUAUUUCAAAUUGGGGGAACAAAUCGGAGAGGACCCCAAUGGAGUGAUUUACAAUGGUUGGCACAGAAGCAGACGAAUGGAGGUGGCCAUUGUAAUCAUAGAAGAUCAAGAGAAGCAAAAAGGAAUCCAAUCAGAAGUUCAAGUCCUUGAAAUGGUGUCAGGCCAUAAAAACAUUGUGGAUUUCUAUGGGGCCUAUUACCAUCAGGCCCCACGGACACCAUCACUCCCGGAAGGACUAUGGAUUGCUACUGAGUUCAUCACUGGUGCCACUCUGCAAGAUCUCAUUGGCACCAGAAAGACCUUAGGAGAAAGGUGGAUCUCCUACAUCUGCAAACAAAUAACCACGGGCCUUUUCCACCUGCAAAAGAAGAACAUCAUCCACCAUGACAUCAAGCCCGAAAACAUCCUGAUCACCUCCUAUGGAGAGGUGAAGAUCGGCGAAUUUGGAUUUGCCACGUUUGGAGAAAAGAGCAGCAGUACUUCUGGGACUAUAACAUACUCGGCCCCAGAAGUACUGGCUAAUUUUACCAACAAGCACGAGUAUGACCAUAAGGCUGACAUCUGGUCACUCGGCAUUGCAGCCAUCGAAAUGGCGGAGGGACUCUCAUUCAGCAAACUUCCACGACAGAAGCUGAUUGAGAAGAUCACAACGUGGUCCCGCGCCAACAUUAACACCAUGGGGAAAAUGGAGCGGACGAGUUCGGUUCUUCAUUUCCGAGUGCCUGCAGAGAGAACCAUCGAAAGACCGUCUGCAAGGCAACUUCUGUCCCACCCCUUCAUUGGAGAGAUCAGGGAGCCCCCCCCCCCUGCUAUUUGGCAUCACCUGAAAAAGCCAGAAGCUCCAAGAUGA